Molecule: messenger RNA, 396 nt
Organism: Adineta steineri
Lineage: Eukaryota; Metazoa; Rotifera; Eurotatoria; Adinetida; Adinetidae
Source: the annotation of a GenBank genome assembly
AUGUCCUCUGUUGGCAAAGCACGAGGACGUAGUCGAGGUCGAAUUUCACAAACAAAAGAACCAGAUGCUCCUGGAGGUUUACAAGAUUAUGUUGACUCUGAAACAUCAUCAUAUGUCUCACAACAAAGCGAAACUAGUGAUAUACGAUUACGUAGUCAUGAAGAAACUCCAUCUGAUGAGCAAUCUCGAGCAGAAAAACCACGUCGUGGAAAUCCACCGAAAGUAAUGUCAGGAGCACCUCGUGGUAGUGGUAUACAAAGCAUGACAUCUGAUUUUGCUGCAAUGCGUGUUGGUGCAAAUAGUGGUCGAUCAAGUUCUCGAUCAGUUCCUUAUUCAGAAUUAUCUGAAGCACAACCACAAGUAACUGAAAAACGAGGUAAAUUACUUGUUUUGUAA